AUGGCCUCCUUCUCCUCAGGCAGCCAUGGAAAGAACAUUGAGGUUGACUUCCAGAGUCUGGAGGAAGAAAACAGUGCAUUCCUUCUACCACAUCACUGCAGUUCCCAAGAAAUCCUUGCUCUUAUCCCAGCUGGCAGUGACCUUUUUGUCCCAGGAGACUACAGCAAACGAGUGUAUCAAGGCGUGAGAGUGAAGCACACAGUCAAAGAUCUACUGGCAGAAAAACGAUCCAGGCAGACAAGUAACUCAAGAUUUAAUGGCAGUGUCAGUUCCUCUCAGUCUCCAUUCGUCCCGAUGCCAGGUUCGCCGGUGAUGUCCGGUUACUACGGCGUCCGGAGGUCCUUCCUGUCGGACUCGGACUUCCACAGCACUAAGCAGUUUGCCAGCGACGCCUGCAGCCCGGGCGUGGCGAAGCCCUUCGCCUGCGAGCCCGCGGCAGGGCAGGGCCACGCGCCUCCUCAGAGGGACUCGUGGGAACAGACAGUGCCGGAAGGCCUCAGCCAGCCAGACCCCGUGCCAGCCGACGCCCUGCAGAGCCUGGCCCCCAGCACGAGCUGCCUCUCCCAGCUGGAGUUGGGGAGCACCGCCCAGCACCGGAGCUCGAGCUGGGGGGCCCCCCUGGCUGGGGUUCAGCCCUACUCACUGCACGCACUGGAGGAUCUGUACCACACGCAGGGGUACCCCACCCCGGCCCCCUACCCCUUCACCUCUUUCAUGACGAUGUCCAAUGACCCACCACCCAAGGUGGGGCCCUUCUCCCCAGACGAGGGGGCAGACACCUCUGCCCUCCAGGACCCUUCUCCAUGGACCAAAGAAGAUGGAAGCCUGACCUGGGGGGCGUACGAGUGCCGCAGAGCUUACUGAAGGGCACCAGAGGACUUCUGUACAUUUCUUUAAGUUGGUUUCUGUAUUCACGGAUUGUUGUGGUGUGGCCGCUUGGCGAAAAUGGGAUUUUCAGGAUAAGCCAUCACGCUGCCUUUUGUUAAUGGAUGGUGGCCUUUAUUUGGGAUUCUCCCCACCAUCCCUCCACUGAAACACACCACAAUGUAAAUUCUAGCUAGAAAACCUGACAGUAAGAUCUCUGGGGAAGCUUAGUAAGUCACUGCAUUCUGAAUCUUCUGUUUGCUUUCAAGUACCUAUCAUUUUAGCACUGAUAUUUUUAUCUUAAACUACAUUAAAAACUUUACGCAGAUCAUAAAA
Molecule: messenger RNA, 1200 nt
Organism: Vicugna pacos (alpaca)
Lineage: Eukaryota; Metazoa; Chordata; Mammalia; Artiodactyla; Camelidae
Source: RefSeq, a predicted model, not a curated record